GCCGAGGAUGGAAGAAGAGCGGAGCGCCUGAGCAGCACACCCGCCCUCCUCUCCUCUCCUCUCCUUUCCUUUCCGCACCUCGCUCUCGUGGCCUGCCCGCCCUGACGCCUGCUCGCCCCCCCAGGUCCGUCUUCCUCGGCCCGAAAGCACCGGUGCGUGGACCAGCGACAAUCAGACAAGGAGGACAGGCUCGAACCCCACUCCAAAAAGAGAAGGGCCAAAGAGGGCAAUUCCAACGAUACAGUUCACCCUCUGUGGCUGGGAACAACUUCCACCAUGGCCACCUCGGCGAGUUCCCAAUUGAACAAAGGCAUCAAGCAGGUGUACAUGUCCCUGCCUCAGGGUGAUAAAGUCCAAGCUAUGUAUAUAUGGAUUGACGGUACGGGAGAAGGUCUGCGCUGUAAGACCCGGACCCUGGACAGUGAGCCCAAGUGUAUAGACGAAUUGCCGGAGUGGAAUUUUGAUGGCUCUAGUACUUUUCAGUCUGAAGGCUCCAACAGUGACAUGUAUCUCGUCCCUGCUGCCAUGUUUCGGGAUCCUUUCCGCAAGGACCCCAACAAGCUGGUGUUCUGUGAAGUCUUCAAGUACAACCGAAAGCCUGCAGAGACCAACUUACGGCAUACCUGUAAGCGCAUAAUGGAUAUGGUGAGCAAUCAGCACCCCUGGUUUGGAAUGGAGCAGGAAUAUACUCUCAUGGGCACAGAUGGGCACCCUUUUGGUUGGCCUUCCAACGGCUUCCCUGGGCCUCAAGGUCCAUACUAUUGUGGCGUGGGAACGGACAAAGCCUACGGCAGGGAUAUCGUGGAGGCUCACUACCGGGCCUGCUUGUAUGCCGGCAUCAAGGUCGCGGGGACGAACGCCGAGGUCAUGCCCGCCCAGUGGGAAUUCCAGGUAGGACCCUGUGAAGGAAUCGACAUGGGAGAUCAUCUCUGGGUGGCCCGUUUCAUCCUGCAUCGAGUGUGUGAAGACUUUGGAGUGAUAGCAACCUUCGAUCCUAAGCCCAUUCCUGGGAACUGGAAUGGUGCCGGCUGCCACACCAACUUCAGCACCAAGGCCAUGCGAGAGGAGAACGGUCUGAAGUACAUUGAGGAGUCCAUCGAGAGACUGAGCAAGAGGCACCAGUACCACAUCCGAGCCUACGAUCCCAAGGGGGGCCUGGACAAUGCCCGCCGCCUGACUGGAUUCCACGAGACCUCCAACAUCAACGACUUUUCUGCCGGCGUGGCCAACCGGAGCGCCAGCAUCCGCAUUCCCCGGACUGUCGGCCAGGAGAAGAAGGGUUACUUUGAAGACCGUCGCCCUUCUGCCAACUGUGACCCCUUUGCGGUGACAGAAGCCCUCAUCCGCACAUGUCUUCUCAACGAAACUGGCGACGAGCCCUUCCAGUACAAAAACUAAGCGGACUAGCCUGGCAGCCAUGGAACCCCUUCUAAUUCCUCAUCCCACUCCCACUCUCACCCACUCUCGAUUGUCAUAAUAGCUGUAACUCUAAGGGCGGAAUAUCAAGGUCUUGUUCUUAUUCCUCACGCCCAGUUAAUAUCUCUUGCUUUCUUUGGCCAGGAUAGAGGGGUCAGGUUCUUAAUUUCUUCACACACACAUACACCCCUUUUCCCCCCCUAUCACUGAAGCUUUCUAGUGUGUUAGUGGGGAGGUAGGGCGGGGAAACAUAACCACUGCUUCCAUUUUAAUCAGGUGUGUUUGUCCAAUAGGCGUAGCUAUCCGGACAGUGAGCAUAGUAUUUGUGAAGGGAGGGGACGGACUUUUUCUUCAGGUAGCUGAAGGGGAUGAGGGAGCUAGGCUUACUCCCAGGUGAGGUUAGAGGUCCCUUCUCAGUGGGAAGUUCCAGUUCUUAAAAGGUUAUAACCAGCUUUCUAAUAAAAGUGAGAAUUAGGAGAGAGGGAAGGGUGGGAGUCGGGCAGGCAGGAAAAUGCCCCUACCCUGGUGUGCUUCCCUUGCCUGGAGCUGCAUGCCCUCCCCUGAAGACAAGCUCAGCAUAAAGGGCUGGGAUGGAUAGCCCUACCUUAGAAGAAAAAGUUCUCAUUGCUUGGUUCUCCAUUUAUAACAAAGCAGAGUAGUAUUUUUAUAUUUAAAUGCAAAAACAAAAAAAUGAUAUAUAUGGGUGUGCAGAUAGGUGUGUGUUUUUUUCUAAAAGAGAAAAACCAUUCUGGUCACCGGGAGCCAAAUUUGAGGAGAGUUAUCUGAUUAGAAAUAAGGAUCUCCUUUUGAAAUGGG
Molecule: messenger RNA, 2232 nt
Organism: Rhinolophus ferrumequinum (greater horseshoe bat)
Lineage: Eukaryota; Metazoa; Chordata; Mammalia; Chiroptera; Rhinolophidae
Gene: GLUL
Product: glutamate-ammonia ligase
Exons: 8
Coding region: 277-1398 (373 amino acids)
Cellular component (GO): cytoplasm
Molecular function (GO): glutamine synthetase activity
Source: RefSeq, a predicted model, not a curated record